GACUUUUGUCCCUUAUAAACUCCCCCUAUCCCCUUCUUCUUUCUUCGUCUCCCUCUCCCGCCGGAGAAUUUUUCUUCCUUUCCCAUACAAAGGCAGGACCGCCAAUUCGGAGGGAGAGUCGACACUUGCAAAGCUCAUCUUGUUUUUCUUUUUUUUUUGCUUUUGUCUCCCAUGGCUUCUCGUAGCUAUGGCGCUUAUUCUUCUCCCCCGUGGUUACUGUCUGCGGCGAUCUAUGCUUUGCUGUUUGGGUUCCCCUGUUCUGCCUUGGGAACGAUCGGGUUCGAUUUCCACCACCGCUACUCCGAUCCCGUCAAAGGGAUGUUGACCGUCGACGAUUUGCCGGAGAAAGGAACUCCCCACUACUACGCCGCUAUGUCCCACCGCGACCGCGUUAACUGGGCGAGUGGGUCCCGCGGUCGUGGCCUCCUCGAUCAAACUUCCACGCCGCCUCAGACGCAGCUCACUUUCUCCGACGGCAACGAGACUUACCGCCUUAAUUCCUUGGGAUACUUGCAUUACGCCAACGUUUCAGUUGGAACGCCAAGCGUGUCGUUUCUGGUGGCACUCGACACUGGCAGCGAUCUCUUCUGGUUGCCCUGCGAUUGCGAGAGCUGCGUUCGUGGCCUGCAGAGCUCAUCUGGGCAGAAAAUUGACUUCAAUAUUUACAGUCCAAACACGUCGUCCUCGAGCGGAAGUGUCCCCUGCAGCAACAGCUUGUGCCCGCUUCAAGGACAAUGCCCUACGCCGCAGACCGAUUGCAGGUAUCAGGUUGAAUAUCUUGAUAAUGGCACUUCAUCAACUGGAGUCCUGGUUGAGGAUGUGCUGCACUUGACACCAGACGCUACCCCCUCCAAAUCAUCGAAACUAGUGGAAGCAAAGAUUACAUUUGGUUGUGGCCAGGUUGAGACAGGCUCGUUUCUAAAUGGGGCAGCUCCCAAUGGCUUGUUUGGUCUUGGGAUGUCCAAUAUAUCAGUUCCCAGUACUUUGGCAAAGGAAGGGUACACUUCCAAUUCUUUCUCCAUGUGUUUUGGAGAAGAUGGGCUCGGGCGAAUCAGCUUUGGAGAUUCAGGAGGAAGUUCAGAUCAAGGAGAGACGCCUUUCAAUCUUAGAAGCUUACACCCCACUUACAACAUUAGCAUCACUCAGACGGUAGUGGGAGGAAACUCUGAGGAUGUUGAGUUUUCAGCAAUCUUUGACACGGGCACCUCGUUUACGUACUUGAAUGAUCCUGCUUACUCUGUUAUAACUCAGAACUUUGACAGUUUGACUAAAGACCUGCGACAUUCAUCAUCUUCUACUAGUAAUCUCCCUUUUGAGUAUUGUUACGACAUAAGCUCAAACCAGACCGAGGUGCCCACGCUCGACCUAAUAAUGAAGGGCGGAGAUUACUUUAACGUGACUGACCCUCUGGUAUAUGUGAAUCUUCAGGUGAUAACAUGGGGAGGCCUAUUAAUUUGCAUCUCGAUUCUUUCUUCUUAUUAUUAUUAUGGUAACAUUCACUUAUACGAGUUUGGUGUUGUCAAAAUGCUGCAGAAUGGCGGCCUUCUCUACUGCCUAGGACUGGUGAAGAGUGGUAAUGUCAACAUCAUCGGACGUGAGUGUCACUAUCUUUGGUUCGGACUCGUCUCUUCAACCUUGAGAUUCUUAUUGAGUUCUUCAUCGUGUCUUUCUACAGAGAACUUCAUGACUGGUUAUCGGAUAAUCUUUGAUCGGGACAGGAAUGUUUUGGGUUGGAAAUCAUCAAAUUGUUACACCAAAGAGAGUUCCAACACCUUACCAAUCGGCCCCACAGAUUCUUCCAUGGUGCCACCGGCUACAGCAGUGAACCCAGAAGCCACUGAUGCUGGCGGGAACAAUACCAGUGCAUCUGGAUCCGGACAACGGAAUAAUUCACCACGAAAACUUGUGUUGUUUAGAUUUAGGGUCGUCACAGCUGUUAUUUGCUUGAUGUUAUUCUUCACUGUUUGAUUCUUCCUUUCACCUAUUGUUAUCUUUUCGGUGGUGUCUACAUUUAGAGUGCACACACGGUACACAGCAGUUAUAGGCAUUUCGUUUCUGGUUUAGCUCAGGAAGCAGGCAAUGUUAGCUAGCUCCUUUUUACCUGUAUUGUUGAUUCACAAUAGAGCUACUUUGAAUACAAUCUGCCAUAUGUUCUGCUCCACUGUAAUAAGACAUUUUAUAAAAGUUUGAAAGUCACAAAAUUUCCCUUCAGGUUCUGUGCAUCAAAACAACAUUGCAAAACCGAUACCAUAUCGAAAAGUCUGCUAGACAGACAAAAUUACAGCCAAAUAUAUGAUGC
This is a messenger RNA of Linum tenue, 2299 nucleotides long. Lineage: Eukaryota; Viridiplantae; Streptophyta; Magnoliopsida; Malpighiales; Linaceae. The record is from the annotation of a GenBank genome assembly.